Marmota flaviventris (yellow-bellied marmot) is the source of this 2114-nucleotide messenger RNA. It is a transcript of the gene Cdc42ep3, whose product is annotated as CDC42 effector protein 3. NCBI's taxonomy places the organism in Eukaryota, Metazoa, Chordata, Mammalia, Rodentia, Sciuridae. Gene Ontology annotation, molecular function: small GTPase binding. Gene Ontology annotation, cellular component: cytoskeleton; plasma membrane; cytoplasm. The record is from RefSeq and is a predicted model, not a curated record. Gene Ontology annotation, biological process: positive regulation of pseudopodium assembly; regulation of cell shape; Rho protein signal transduction.
CCGGCAGGCACUGCGUGCGCCGCGGCGGGCGUCGGUGCCGGCCGGCUGGCCCCGUGGUAGCGGCUGGAUCCUUGGCGGCUGCUGGUCUCUCCUCGCCCUGGAAGGGAUUGGAUGAUGUAACCCACUCUCCAGGAAGCCCCAGGUGGCCGUGAGCUCAACCAGGUGUCUCAAACCCCAUCUCAUUUCAGAGCCACUUCUGAGCCACUCAAGGAAAAUGAUGUGACAGUUCCUAGCCAGAAGGACUUUGGGGGAACGUUGAACAUCUGUGCAGAAAGUGGCCCUUUUCCCCUUUUUUGAAAUAGACAUUCUCAAAUUCCAAAAUGCCAGCCAAGACCCCGAUCUACCUUAAAGCUGCCAACAACAAGAAAGGGAAGAAGUUCAAGCUGAGGGACAUCUUGUCUCCUGAUAUGAUUAGCCCCCCCCUGGGAGACUUUCGCCACACCAUUCACAUCGGCAAAGAGGGCCAGCACGAUGUCUUCGGGGACAUUUCCUUCCUUCAGGGGAACUACGAGCUUCUGCCUGGCAACCAGGAGAAGGCCCACUCGGGCCAGCUCCCCGCCCACUACGAGUUCUUCCGGGCCAACAGCACCUCGGACUCCGUGUUCACAGAAACGCCCUCCCCAGUGCUCAAAAACGCCAUCUCCCUCCCCACCAUCGGAGGGUCCCAAGCUCUUAUGUUGCCCUUAUUGUCACCGGUGACAUUUAAUUCCAAACAGGAGUCCUUUGGGCCACCAAAGCUGCCCAGGCUCAGCUGUGAGCCCGUCAUGGAGGAGAAAGCUCAGGAGAAAAGCCGUGUGCUGGAGAAUGGGACUAUCCACCAGGGAGAUGCCUCGUGGGGCUCCAGUGGCUCAGCAUCGCAGUCCAGCCAGGGCAGGGACAGCCACUCCUCCAGCCUGUCCGAACAGUAUGCUGACUGGCCGGCCGAGGACAUGUUUGACCAUCCCUCCCCAUGCGAGCAGGUGAAGGGAAAGACCAAAUCCCAGGAGUCCCUCUCUGACCUCACAGGUUCCCUUCUCUCCCUCCAGCUGGAUCUUGGGCCCUCGCUUUUGGAUGAGGUGCUGAAUGUCAUGGAUAAAAAUAAGUAACAGGAUGCCAGCUCUUUUCCUUUGGGGUAAAAGGUACCAAAAUAAACAAAAAAACAGAAACUCAGCUAACCACAGUUGAAGAGAAGAGCUUCCCUGGCUGUUUUUUUUGCAGUUACGUGAUGUGUUUUCUAAAAUAAUUGUUCCUACAAAAUAUUUUUUUACCUGUUAUGCCCUGUUUGCAAAAACAGUUUAGAAAAAGCAACAACAAAAACCCUAUCCUGGCAAAAAGAGGAAAUGAGUCAGAACUCAUUUUUGGCGGGCACUGCUGAUUGAUGUUCAGCUAACAUUUUUUUUGGUUUGCAGACACAUAAGAAAUCUGCCUUGGCCGGGAUUGGCACUAGCUAUGGAGAGCUGAGCAAGUCACACUAAGAAACUUCACAGUACUCCAACAGUUUAUGAGUUAAGAGAAAGUCAAAAUUUUAACACCUAAGCCUUUUUUUCUAGACUCUUUUGUAUAUGAUAUUGUUUGGGCUCAUGAUAGCAAAUUCUCCAGUGUUAAAACUUUUCUCUGUUUUCACAUUUGAGCAAUUUUAUGGGUUUGGGGGAUUUUCUUGUAGUUCUUAUAUAUCCCUUAUAUAUUAUAUCUAUAUUGCAAAAUUUUGACUGUCAGCUACAUGUUGGUAAGACACAAGCAAGGUAUUACUGUAACUAAGUUAUUUUUAAAGUUAAAAUAUAUUUUUAUGUGCCUUUGGCUUUUUAUUGCAGAGUCUACAUUUUAUAGAUAACACAUCAAAUGUCAUUUGACUUGUUUCCAUUAGGGUUCCAUUGUAAGCUGUGUAUGUGUGAGUUUAGACAAGCAUAUUCAUUCUUGGCUUUUUUUUUUUUUUUUCUUCGUCUGUUACCAUACUUCUAACAGCAGCCAACAACGGAUUUUAAAGUGUAAAGGCACAGGUUACUCAUGAUGCUUCUACAGAGACUGUGGGCUACACCACAUAAUGCUAUUUGGAAAUAUGAGUAUUUUAGUACAGUACAUACUUGCAUUACUUAGGUACUUCAUACAACACAAUAAAGAGUAAAUGUUAAAAUGAA